AUGUAUUAGAAAUCAUCAUUAAAAAAAAAGAAUAAUGAUAUCCUGCAAGUAUAAAAUAAUUAUAUAGGAUUAUUAUCAUCUAAAUAAAAAUUAAAUAUAAGAUUAUAUAUUCAAUUUUUGGGUACAAUUCAUUUGGAGUAUUUUUAAUAUGAAAAUUUAAGAUUCUUUAAUAUAUUUCUUUUCAACCACUUAUUAAUACCAUCUUACCAUUAAUUACCAAUAAAUCAAUAUGUAUAUGAUUCCCCCAAAAUUAUUAAUAAAAAUAUGAUAACAAAAUAUAAUAUUUGUAAUAUCAACCAUAAUAACAUAUUCCAAAUUGAUUUGAUCAUCAAUUUUUAAAGCAAAUAAAAGCUAAGAAAUUUAAUAAAAGUAUAUUAAAAAUUGAAAAUUUAGGAAAACUAAUCAUAAAUAUGA
Messenger RNA from Paramecium pentaurelia, 414 nucleotides. The record is from the annotation of a GenBank genome assembly. NCBI's taxonomy places the organism in Eukaryota, Ciliophora, Oligohymenophorea, Peniculida, Parameciidae.